Vigna unguiculata (cowpea) is the source of this 546-nucleotide messenger RNA. The record is from RefSeq and is a predicted model, not a curated record. NCBI's taxonomy places the organism in Eukaryota, Viridiplantae, Streptophyta, Magnoliopsida, Fabales, Fabaceae.
AUGGCUGCUAAUAGGAGGAGGAGAAAUAGUGGUGUUGAUGACAUCGCGGAGGCUAUUCACCGGAUGGUGGACGCGAUGCAAACACUUGUGGCAGCGCAACCUAGGACGACCAUUGCACCUGUCAGGGUGCCAACUGUGGAGGACUUCUUGCGCCACAAACCAGUGGAGUUCAAUGACAAGGUCUCCCCGGAUGAAGCGGAUGCUUGGCUUCGCAAGUGUGAGAAGAUCUUUAAAGUGAUGAAUUGCCCUGAUGAGCAGAAGUUACUUUUCGCCACUUAUUUGCUGAAUGAUGAUGCGGAGUAUUGGUGGACGGGAAUGCAACAACAAAUGCAGACCCGAGAUGAACAUGUGGAGUGGACUAGCUUCAGGACGUGGUUCCUGGAGAAAUAUUUCCCCGACACAGCCAGACAAGACAAGGAGGCAGAGUUCCUCGCACUGCAGCAGGGAGACAUGACAGUGCAGGAGUACAUGAAUAAAUUUGAGCAUCUGGCGAGAUUUUCUUCACAGAAUAUGACAGAAGAGUGGAGGUGUUUGAAGUUUGAGUGA